CCCUUCAUGUUUUGGUGAACGGAUUCAAUUUCGCGUUUUUAUUCCGUGUUGAAAUGUACUGCUUGAUACUUUGUAAAGAAGAGUUCGCAUCCGGAAAUCUCAGCACAGCCAAAUAUCUAAGAGAAAUCUUCGAGCUGUACUUGGAAGCGGCUUAUGUGAAAAUUGUACAUGUCAGUAAUGAAGGCUCUUUGAAGGAUGUAGAAAAUUUCAACUUGUCCACCUCUCACCCGAAAAUUGCAAUAGCACUGCAUUUACGAAGAUGUGCAAGUUUACUCCAUCGCCUGGAUAAAAAUAUCCCUAUACUAUCUGUUUGUACUGGAAGUGACCUGUAUCUGGAUAAAAACCACGCCGUGUAUUUGAAGGCAAUGGAUGAACUAGUCAAACGAAGUUUUGCAGUUGUAUUAUUCAAUCAGCCGAUGCUGAAGCAAUUUAAAGAAAUCUGGCCUCGUUUCAAUGGUCAGCUGAAAGUUAUACAUCAAGCUCCAAAUGUUGAUGUUGAACAUGCAGAACAUAAUAAAGAGAAAGUUCUCAGUUGUAUUGAAUCAAAAUUAGGAGUUGAACUGAAACCAUUCUUCAUUGUUGUUGGUCGUUUAAGAGAUGUGAAAGAUCCAAUGUUUGCGCUGAACUCAUUUCUCGAAUGGGGAAAUCAAGGCGAGCAUAAUAAGACUGCUUCAUCUAUUAAUUAUAAAUCAUACCAUCUGUUAUACGUUGGAUCAGUUGAAGAAGAUACCGAAAAUGUACAACAAUUUAUUGAUAAAAUAGAUGGAAAAAUUGUACAUCGAUGUGAUUCAUUAGAACAAAAUGAGUUGCAUUCACUUAUGCUAAAUGCUCAAGCAUUAAUUAACUGUUCAAUAAGUGAAGGCCAAUCAGUAUCUAUCAUGGAGGCUAUGAUUCUUGGUGUCCCUGUUAUUGCCAGAGAAAAUCCAGGUAAUUGUGAUCUGAUUAAACAUAAAGAAAAUGGUUUGAUAUUCAAAACAUCCAAGGAGUUUGGUGAGUGUUUAACUCAACUAGAAGGAAAUCCUCAAUUGAGAAAACAACUCAUCUCUUCAAGUGAAUCAUUUAUUGAAGGUAAAGAAUUUCAAAGAGAACAUCAAGCGAAAUUAUAUUCACAAAUAAUACAAGAAUAUUUCAAUUCCCAUUCAUGAUUUAUCAACAACUACACCAAUAACAGAAAAUGAAUUCAUUCGAUUGUAACUUUCAUCUUCUUUCUACUGACUUUUAUAUACAUCAAAAUUUAUUGUUAAAUCAAUAAUUCUUCCUCUUAUAUUUUUUUUAAUUUAUUAGUUUUUACUAAUAAUUGCAAUUUUACACUAAUAUAUAUAUUUUUUCAUUACAAAAAUACAGACGCUUAGUAAUGAUCAAAAUAAAUUUUUUAAUUGUUUC
Molecule: messenger RNA, 1383 nt
Organism: Trichobilharzia szidati
Lineage: Eukaryota; Metazoa; Platyhelminthes; Trematoda; Strigeidida; Schistosomatidae
Source: the annotation of a GenBank genome assembly